Paramecium octaurelia is the source of this 933-nucleotide messenger RNA. NCBI's taxonomy places the organism in Eukaryota, Ciliophora, Oligohymenophorea, Peniculida, Parameciidae. The record is from the annotation of a GenBank genome assembly.
AUGAUAAAGACAAAUAAUGAAUUGAAAAAGUGGUAGAAUCAAGAAAACCAAUAAGGAAAGUCUUAGAUAUUUCGUAUUUCUAAAAUGAAACCACAAUGUUAUGAUAUUUCACCAUGUCGCAAAAUUAUUUGUGUUGGAUAUACUAAUAAGAGUCUAAUCUUUUGGGACUUUGUAAAUUGCUUCAAAUUACAAUGCCAUCAACUCUCCUUUAUUCCCAUGUAGAUCUUGUACUCAGCAGACGGUUAAUACUAACUUAUUAGAUCAAAACAAAAUCCAAAGAAAAUUUAUAUCUAUAAAUUGUCUAACAUGGAAUACGAAGAAAUAGUUUCAUCACAUUAUUUAUAUCAAAAGAUUAUGCAGUUUAAUUCAUCUCAAAAUCAUGAGGCUUUAAUGAUGGGAUUAUCCCAUAUAAGUGUAAUCAACUAUUAAACUAAAUCGAUAUAAAAAUAAAUUGAGUUACAAUUCGUCUCUCUAACUACUCUAAAAAAUAAAGAACAAAUAUGCACUAUCGAUUGUCAUCAUGAUACUGCUGAAAUUAAUAUCCUAUUACUUAGAAGAAAUCUCAAAAUAAUUAAGAGGACUUUCUUUAAUGUGUAACACGGGAACAUAAACAUCAAAACAAAUAACAAUAAUUACUUCAUUGUUUCUAGCAAUAAGUCUAAAAAUAGAAUUUGGAACAUCUAAACAAUGAAAUUGCUGAGAAAGAAACACUAUGGAGAUGAUUAAAUAAGCGAACUUGUUAUCAAUUAAUUCUCAAAUCUAGUUUAUUUCCAUCUAAGUUCCUACGGAAUUGUAGCAUGGAAUAUCACUACUGGACGACAUAGAGUUGUGGUAGAAGAUUAAUAAAAUAGACUUUCUGGUCUACAAGUAAUAUCAAAUUGCUAAUUGAUUUAUAAAAGUAAUUGGCAUGUUCAUUCAACAGUUUGUUUCUGA